Molecule: messenger RNA, 1047 nt
Organism: Erythranthe guttata (spotted monkey flower)
Lineage: Eukaryota; Viridiplantae; Streptophyta; Magnoliopsida; Lamiales; Phrymaceae
Product: GDSL esterase/lipase At1g29670
Molecular function (GO): hydrolase activity, acting on ester bonds
Source: RefSeq, a predicted model, not a curated record
AUGGCUUUUGCGGUUAGAGUGUCGUUUUUCAUCGUUAUUUUCGUAAUCAUGCAAAUACAAGUUUUGAUUAGUGCAAACCACCAAGUCCCUUGUUUCUUCGUAUUUGGGGACUCGUUAGUUGAUAAUGGCAAUAAUAAUCGACUAGUUACCGAGGCUAAGGUUGACUAUCUUCCUUAUGGAGUCGAUUUUCCUCAAGGACCUACCGGAAGAUUCACAAACGGCCGUAACACAGCUGAUAUUCUUGCUCAACUUCUCGGUUUCAACUCAAGCGUUCCACCGUUUGCAACUGCACAAGGCAACGACGUCAUCAAAGGUGUGAACUACGCAUCCGGAUCAUCAGGAAUUCGUAGUGAAACCGGAGAACAAUUGGGCGAUCGAAUCAGCCUGGACAGACAGCUGCAAAAUCACGAAACCACAUUUUCGAGCAUUUCUCGUUUGCUCGGAAACGACACGUCAGCAAAAAUACACCUCAGCAAAUGUGUGUAUUAUUUUGUAGUUGGAAGCAAUGAUUACAUCAAUAAUUACAAUAUGCCUGAGUACUAUACCACCAGCACUAAGUACAAUCCACAGGAAUAUUCCAGUAUCUUAGUCCAACAGUAUUCUCAGCAGCUUAAUAGUUUGUACAACAAUUUUGGGGCAAGAAAAGUAGUAGUUUCUGGGGUGGGCCCAUUAGGGUGCACGCCAGCAGAGAUAGCCAAGGGCACUAACGGAACUGCUUGUGCUGACUCCGUUAAUGACGCCGUUACGUUAUUUAACGACAAGCUGAAGCUUAUGGUUAAUGGGCUCAAUCAAAAUCUGACAGGUGCUGAAUUUGUGUACAAUGGCGCCAUGGAUUUGAGGCCUAAAGAUUUGAUUGCUCUUGGUAUAAGAAUAGUGGGUAAACCAUGCUGCAAAGUGUCGAGUAAGACAGGGCAAUGCAUAAAGGGAGAAAAGCCAUGCCUUGUUAGGGCAUUGCAUGCUUUCUUUGACAAUUUCCAUCCAACUGAGGUUGUCAACAACGCUGUCGCUGCUGCUACUUAUAUUCAAAUCCUCAAACUUCUUCAUUAA